Meloidogyne enterolobii is the source of this 2586-nucleotide messenger RNA. The record is from the annotation of a GenBank genome assembly. NCBI's taxonomy places the organism in Eukaryota, Metazoa, Nematoda, Chromadorea, Rhabditida, Meloidogynidae.
AUGUAUUCCCAAGUUAAUAAGGCUGUCAAGAAUACUGGUGAAAGACUUGGUCAACUUGGCGAACAAUCAGCUGCUUCUCAACUACAAGACGACCAACAAGUGCAAAGCUAUUUAUCAACUGUAGGUGGGACUACCAUGCAACUGACUGCUCUACAACGGCAACAGAUUUUAGAACAAGAAGCACAUCACAAAAAAAUGAAAGCAGAAAAACGGCAGAAGAAGCUAGAAAAACUAGAAAAAGGAUUUGGUUCAAAAAUUGGAGGGGUUUUAGCUGCUGGAAUUAAUGCUGGGAAGGAAGUUGCAUCUGUUGCCAAAGGAAAGGAGAAGAAACGAAAGGAAAAGAAAAUUGAAGAAAAAUACGAUCCUAAAAUGGAAGAGGAUAUGGAGAAGGCUGCCACUGAAUUGGCUAAGAAGAUUGCUGCUCAGCACGGAUUUAAGUUGGGGAAUGAGGAAGAGGAAAAUGGAAGCAAGGUGAAGGAGGAAGAUGAGGAUGAAGAGAGUGAUGAAAGCGAGGUUGAGCAACAUGAAGCAGAAAAAGUUGAAGCAGAAGCAAAACUAGAAGCAGAAGCAAAUUCCGAAGCAGAAGCAAAACUAGAAGCAGAAGCACCUCCAUCAAAAAAUUGGGCUGCCGCUUUUGAAAGUGCAUCAUUGCUUCCUCCCUCAGAAUCUGAUGUACACUUGGCAGAAGUACUAACCACUGGAAUAACAGAUCCCUUCGAUACAAGUCGGGCCAAAAAUUUGGCUUUGGGAGGCGGUGGAGGUGAAAGGGAGGUGGAUCCGUUUGCUCCCCUUUCUCGGCAAGAUAGACAAAAGAGUGUUAUUGAUGAUCCUUUUGAUGUCCGACCAAUAGAGGAACUCAUUGCCGAAGCACGCCAACAAGCAGAAAUGGAAAGGGCUAGAAGAGAAGCUGCUGCAGAAGCUGGGGAGUAUAUUGAAGAAAAUGAGGGAGGUAUUAGAAGACCUACUUCGUCUAGACUUUCAACUCCAACUCAAGAAGGUGGUAGUCCGGUAACGCCGUCUAUGGUGCGUCCUGUUGGAUUUGAAGACGAUUUUAAGAAUAUGGCUAUCGAUGAACAAACUCCUCUAUAUGACGAAGAUGAUUCUCAACCUCUUUCUGAAUUUCCUCCACGUUUUACUGGGGAUGGCUGGGAGCUUUUGCUACGAUAUCCACCCAAAAAGAAGUUGAUGGCUGAUCGCUAUUGGAAACCAAUCUUUGUUCGACUUAAUGGGAAUAUGCUUUCUUUGUACGCAAAUGCGCAAGAGACUAGGCCAUCUCAGGAAAUUUUAUUACAGGCCAACUAUUCAUUAUCCGACCCAACAUUACAAGCUUAUGAUAUUUACGGCAAAAUACAUACAGUCAAAUUACAACAUAUUCUCUACAAAGAACGUGUGGGUAUACGUCCAGGCCAGAUUUCCCGGCUUGUAGAAGGGCACAUUACAAAAUAUGGACUUCCACUUGAACAUGCAGCACAAUGCAAUGUUAUAGCAAAGUUUGGGUCGUUGGAUGCUUCUACUGUUUUGAGUUUUACUAGGGCUGUAGAAGACGCACUAUUUAUAUGUCCUAGCAAAAGAGAGUUUACUUCAGCAAAUGCACCGGUAUAUAGACAGGAUGAGGUUCAGAUCCAUUGUUAUGACGAAUACGAAGCAAGGAUUGACCGUGAAGGUUUUGUCCAUGAUCAAAAAGCACGUGUUCGCCUUUUCUGCCUUGCUUUUCUUACUGGUACAACGCCCACCUUAGAGAUUGGAUUAAAUGAUCGUCGACGUGAAGGGAAAGAAAUAGUUAGAAGAAAAGACAUUUUGCCCAUGUACACCGAAAGAUGGAUACGUUUUGAAGCUCCAGAGUUCCACAAUACUGUAGAAAAGUCUGUAUGGGAAGAAGACCAAGUAGUUAGACUUGUCCCUCCGGAUGGCUGCUUCUUCGAAUUAAUGCGCUUCAGAAUCAGACCUCCAAAGAACCGAGAAAAACCACUCAGUGUAAAAUGCAUAAUGCGUCUGUCUGGGAAACAAGUAGAAAUUCGGAUAGAAACUGCAGCAGCCCUGCAUCAACAAUGUGCUAAAGGAACAGUAGAAUCAACUAGAUCAAUUCCUUGUGAAAAUAUUUGCAUCCGUUUCCCGAUACCGGAAGCUUGGAUUUAUAUUUUCCGCGAAGAGAGGCAUUGGGGUGUUGGUUCUGUUCACUCAAAGAUGAGAAAACCUGGAAAAGUUAAAAACUUGAAGGAUAAAUUAAUGGGAACGGUGCAGCAAAAUGAGCCUUGUUUAAUUGAGGUUGGAACAGGUGAAGCAAAAUAUGAACAUCUAUUUCGUUCACUAGUUUGGAGAAUCCCUCGAUUACCUGAUAAACAAAGUGCUGCAUACAAAAGUUAUAUGCUCAAAUGUCGUUUCACUCUCACUUCAUUCGAUUUAAUGCCAGAAACUUUUAUGCCCCAAAGCGAGUUGGAAUUUACUAUGCCUCUAGCGAUUGUUAGCAAUACUGUGGCACGUUCUGUAGGUGUUGAACAACACGAGGACAGCGAUAGAGUAGAAAAAUUUGUUCGGUAUUUGGCAAAGUUUCAUUACAGGUCCUUAAUUAUGAUAAAGAAAAGUUGA